This is a messenger RNA of Helianthus annuus (common sunflower), 1653 nucleotides long. RefSeq names its product post-GPI attachment to proteins factor 3. The record is from RefSeq and is a predicted model, not a curated record. The coding region runs from base 267 to 1295 and encodes 342 amino acids. NCBI's taxonomy places the organism in Eukaryota, Viridiplantae, Streptophyta, Magnoliopsida, Asterales, Asteraceae. Gene Ontology annotation, biological process: GPI anchor biosynthetic process. Gene Ontology annotation, molecular function: hydrolase activity, acting on ester bonds. Gene Ontology annotation, cellular component: endoplasmic reticulum membrane. The transcript is spliced from 8 exons.
AGAUCACUUUCAAAAUCACUUCAGAUCUGUUAUUUUAAAUUUCAAUCUACAACCUCCAUAUAGCAAACCUAUUACUGUCAGUUAUUAAUCGGCGAUUUGUGUAUCGGAAUCAAAUUAACUCGCCAAUUAGCGUUUGCACUAGGUGUUGACCGUUAUAUUAUCAGAUCGAAUCGUGUGAGUGACUGUGGAGUGAAGUUUUGUUCGAAUGCUUAAGUUUGAGUUAUUGUGAUUUGUGACUGAUUUUGAGGAAAGUUUUUAUCAUCAGAAUGGUACGUUGCUACUGGAUCAGUUUAUUUUUGACGUUUUCUUGUUGCUUGGGUGUUCUUCAUGCAAGUGUUGGAGAUGCUGACCCCUCAUACAGGUCAUGCUUAAACGACUGUGAGAUAACUGGAUGUGUGGGUGAGAUAUGCUUUCCACACUGCAACUUUUCAUCUGACGGUGCAUCGGUUGAUGGUCCUUGGUACAUGCAAGAACCGCUGUAUUUACGGUGGAAACAGUGGGAUUGCCAUAGUGAUUGCAGGUAUCAUUGUAUGGUCAAUAGGGAGAAAGAUAGAGCAGCAUCUGGUUAUGAGCCCGUAAAAUAUCACGGUAAAUGGCCCUUCAAACGAGUAUUUGGAAUACAGGAGCCUGCUUCUGUCGCGUUUUCUGCACUUAACCUUGCAAUGCAUUUUCAUGGGUGGUUAUCGUUCUUCAUCCUCUUGCAUUACAAGCUGCCGGCGAAAGCAGAUAAAAAGCCGUACUAUGAGUAUGCUGGCCUAUGGCAUCUAUAUGCGCUCCUAGCCCUCAAUUCGUGGUUUUGGAGUGCUGUUUUCCAUAGUCGCGACGUAGACUUGACAGAAAGACUUGACUACUUCUCUGCAAUUGCAUUGCUUGGAUACUCACUCAUUGUAGCCAUAUUAAGAAGCUUCAACGUGAGGCUUGAGGCCGCAAGAGUCAUGGUUUCCGCUCCAUUGCUUGCAUUCGUUACCACCCACAUAUUAUACCUCAACAACUACAAACUCGAUUACGGAUGGAACAUGAAAGUGUGUGUUGCAAUGGGGGUUGCGCAGCUAUUAAUCUGGGCAAUAUGGGGCGGAGUGAGCGGUCAUCCUUCUAGACGGAAAUUAUGGUUUGUGAUAGUGACGGGUGCACUAGCGAUGCUGUUAGAAAUAUAUGAUUUCCCUCCAUAUGAAGGAUUUGUCGAUGCACACGCUGCAUGGCAUGCGACAACCGUACCUCUUACUUAUCUGUGGUGGAGUUUCAUCAAGGAUGAUGCUGAGUUUAGAACGUCUGUUCAACUCAACAAGGUGAAAUAGUCAAAUAGCUUCUUUCACGGGUAAGAAGAAAUCUUGUUGCAGAUUUAUGUGUGUAUUUUGUUUUAGAAGACCAGUUUUUUUUUUUUUUUUUUUUUUUUCUCAUCACAUGUUUGAGCUAAGCCGAGAAUACUUUUUGGUAAUUGGAUCACAUGACUCAUCGGAUUAAAGAUGGUAUCAAAUCGGAUCAACCAACACUACCGAAGAGGAAUACGAUGGACAUAUUAAAUGGGUUGAUUACUUGAUUAUGAUUACUCAUCCUAACCGGUAUUUAUCACUUAUCAGUGUUAUUGAUUAAGAACAUAAUUGAUCCGUAACUAAUGUUAUAAAUGUUAGAAAUGAAUGGUAAAAAAAUUUCGUA